AUGAUUCAUGUCACGAUCUCAAUGCUUCUCAGAACGUUAGGCGUCAUAAGCACCAGCAUCGGCUGCUCCACGUCAACUGUCACAAACAGCCUGUUACUCGCUGAAGUUGCCAAGCAGCUAUCCCUACCAGCAUCGACAUGGUCAGCGAGCGGCACCCACACGGCGAAGGGAUACACCAGUAAAUCGGCAGAGACAGCCUCUGUGGAGGGGUUGAAGCAGGACCGCGACAAUAUUAACUUCAACAAGAAGUUGGCCGUCGACUUUCGCAGCGAUGUUUUUGGUCCCGGGGUUAUGGGUUUCUUCUACAAGUGCGAGAAGGUUAGCGAUGAUACCAACAACUACUGGUUCACCAUCAGUGCUGGCAACAAGACUCAAGUCGACAAGCUUUGUGAUCCUGGUACCACCACCUAUCCCAUUGUCUAUGAUCAGCAGCAUGAUACUUGGUUCAUGGAUGAGCAUUUUGACUGUGCUCGACGAACUAACCCGACAGACUUCUUUGAAGUACAUCAAGAAUAG
Molecule: messenger RNA, 516 nt
Organism: Penicillium hordei
Lineage: Eukaryota; Fungi; Ascomycota; Eurotiomycetes; Eurotiales; Aspergillaceae
Exons: 1
Coding region: 1-516 (171 amino acids)
Source: RefSeq, a predicted model, not a curated record